Messenger RNA from Aricia agestis (brown argus), 1111 nucleotides. RefSeq lists its product as uncharacterized. The coding region runs from base 47 to 949 and encodes 300 amino acids. The transcript has 6 exons. NCBI's taxonomy places the organism in Eukaryota, Metazoa, Arthropoda, Insecta, Lepidoptera, Lycaenidae. The record is from RefSeq and is a predicted model, not a curated record.
UUUAUUUUGUAAUUAAUUGUAAAAACUUAACUAAGAAUUUUAAAAAAUGGUAGAAGCUAGCAAAUUGCAGUCUGUGAGUCACAAUGAAAAAGACAAGCGCGUCAAAAUCCAGGUCGAGGGAGAAGCGGAGAUCGGUGAGGGAGAGAUGGGGAGGAGAAAAAUGAAAAGGUUCCACCUGCCCGAACUGCCGCGCUGGUGGCAACCUAAAGUUAUACAAUACGCCUUCGCGCACCCCCACGUCCGGGCGCGGCUGGAGAAGCACAUGGGCUCCAACCUGGUGCGGCUCACCGACAAGACCUAUAUGAACGAGCUGGAGGAGAGAAUACGGGCCGUCAAUGAGGAGAACCUCCACAAGAGAAUAUCUUCCAGAGUCCUUGAUGAAAUGGAACGGCUGAAACGUUUAAUCCUAGUCGGAAAGACGCCAUUGAAAGAAUGUCCUCCGGAGCUAUUUCACCACCCUGUGUUCGUGUUCUGGAGGAUGGUCAAUAGGGAAGUGGCCAGGGCGUCCAAGAAAAGGGCUGAUGCAUACUAUAGGAAACUGAAAGCUUCGCAGAAAAUUGAUCAGGGUAUCGACGAGGAGGUGGAGUCCGUAGCGACAGCUGAUGACGGGGAGCAGCUGACCCCGGAGCAGCUGCUGGCCAAGUGCCGGGAGGAGUUGGAGCUGAUGAAGCAGGUGGACAUCGAGCACGGCAUCCGCUUCACCGACGAGCAGUACUCACAACUCAAAUACGAAACCAAUGACGUCAAGACUUUGAAGAAUCUAACGACCGUUGAAGAAUUGUAUGCCCUGGCCGACAAAAUCAUUGGAACCAAAAAGCAGGACAUGAAACAGGCAGCGAAAGAAGCACAGCAACACAAAGAACAGCAGGAAGCAGUACAACAGGAUAAGGAACAGCAAGAUACAGCACAAAAAGAAAAAGACCAGCAAGGCAAAGUACAGCAGGAUUGAGUUCUGACAGUUAAACUGUGGAAGUAGAAUUUUUGUAAAUGAAAAGAUUUUCCAUAUUUUUAAGAGAUUCGUAGAUUUGAUUGUUUAAAACUUUUAAAAAAGCACAAUCUUCGAUCACUGACAAUAAGUAGUAAUGUGAUUUCAUUAAAAGUUUUAAUAUUA